This is a messenger RNA of Sitodiplosis mosellana (orange wheat blossom midge), 2660 nucleotides long. RefSeq lists its product as uncharacterized. The coding region runs from base 253 to 756 and encodes 167 amino acids. NCBI's taxonomy places the organism in Eukaryota, Metazoa, Arthropoda, Insecta, Diptera, Cecidomyiidae. The record is from RefSeq and is a predicted model, not a curated record. The transcript is spliced from 5 exons.
AUUGAUUAUGUUCACAAUAGUGUAUUUGUGACCAUUGACUAAAGUUAGAGACAUAGCGUUUUCAAAACGAGAUACGAUUCAAGGAGUUGUUUCUGUUAUUUUCAGUUAAUUAUCAUAAUUCAACUCCUGGGAAUCGAUUUCGAGAUUAUCUAUUGAUUUACUUCUCAGAAUAAUAAUUGUUGUCGCGGUUGAAGGAAGUGUUCGUUGAUAUUUCUUGGAAAACGUGUGAAAAAAAGUUUUCACAGUGAAAAAAUGAAAAGAAUUGAAUUGAGUGCAAUUUCAAUAUUUGGUCUUUGUGCAGUGUUGCUGGCGCUAACGAGCUUCUGUAACGCUAGGAACGCCAGAACGGAUACACCUCUGAAGUGCCAUGUUUGUGAUCCCGAAUCUUGCAAAGCUUGGACGAAAGAAUCUGAACCCAAGGAGUGUACAGUUGAUGACCUGGAUCGUUAUAACAUAGGCCCCCAUAAGCUAUCGAACUUUAGCUACUUUCCGUUCAGUCACAGGAUAGAACCGGAGUUCUUGUGUCAAAAAAUUGAGGCGUAUGAUUUUCGAGAAAAGUAUAUAGUAAGAAAAUGUCAGUUAAAACUACCAGAAAAUGAGUCGUGCAUUAAUUUGUACAGAAAUAUGAAUGGAGAUCCAGAAAAAACUUAUAUGAGCGCCACUUGUCAUUUAUGUAACUGGGAUGGCUGCAAUAGCAGCGGUGCUAUUUACGUUUGGGCUCCACUUUUACUGUCUUUCAUCUUAACACUUUAUUAAAAAUUUACUUCUUAUCACUUCAUUUCCAAUCUUGUAACGUUCUGAUGCUUCCUAACAAACGAGAUAGUUUUAUAAAAUUGAAGCUGUGAGAAUGAAAAUGGCAAUACAGGAAUAAACAUUCUGAAACGAAACAUAAAACAGCAAACACGCAAAAGUGAAUUAUGAAUAGUCGAGCAGGAGCAGUGAACCAUGAGUAUCGGUACGUGUGCGUAAAUUCAUGAUUUGCUUCAACACAGCGCUCAUUCAAGAUUCACUUUUGAGAAUUUUCUUUCUUAUCGGCACUUCAGUAAAUACUUUUGUUACGUUGCGCAUUUGUAUGUUUUCGUUCCAUGAGUCAGUUUUAAAUGUUAUUCAUUUCCAAACUCACCGUAGUUUUAAUUCAAUCCAGACAAAAUAUAUUAUUUCAAAUCAUAGAACUUGAUUUCGUUAAACAAGAGUAUGUAUUUUGUUAGUUUGGAAUACCAAUAAACAGGAGUAUGUUUUUCUGACUUUGGUUGUUGGUAAAGGCGAGUAUGUUUGUCCAAAUUGGUGAACUAAUCAUUUUUGUACAUUUGGCGGCGCCCGAUACUUCAAUUGAACGAAUUGGUUUUUGAAAAAAUAGAGUAUGCUUGCAUAAAUGGUUAAAAAUAUUAAGUUCUCUGGACGAAGAAUAACAGGGGUGCAUAAGUCUCAGCACUUAAACGAGCUCCGCUUAUUAUACGGCAUUGACAUGAACGAACAGCAUUAGAAUGAAUGUACACACAUGAAUGAAAUGACAACAUCACUGAAACCGUAGCGCAUGGAAAAUAACACAGAAGAAAUGCGACAACAAACAAACAUCGCAAAAUCACAACGCAUCAGAGAGAGUGGGAGUAUCUGUGCUGUUCGCACAUCAGCAAAUAUUCAUAGCACGCUGGUACCGUGUCAGUGGAGACUACCAAUACCAAAUUAGAACAAUUGAUUUGUAUUGUUGACAUCACUGAGUCGGUGCCAGUGCGUUAUGAAUAUUAAGCCGCUAAGAAAGAAAAUUCUCAAAAGUGAAUCUUGAAUGAGCGCUGUGUUGAAGCGAAUCAUGAAUUUACGCACACGUACCGAUACUCGUGGUUCACUGCUGCAGCUCAAACAUUCAUGAUUCACUUUUGCGUGUUUGCUGUUUUAUGUUUCGUUUCAGAAUGUUCAUUCCUGUAUUGCCAUUUUCAUUCUCACAGUCUCAAUUGUAACUUUUUAUUUUUUAUUAUUUUAAAUAUGUACUGAGAAAACUCUGUUAAUCAUAAUCCAAAUUUCGGAUAAUUUUGGCUGAAUUGCCGCCUACAAGUACAUUUGCUGGAAAAUCUUUUGUGACAAGGCUCCUGCACCGACCACAACAUUAUCACCAAUCCACACAUUAUUUCCAAUUUUAACAGGGACACCAAGUUGACAAUAAUCAUCAUUGUCCUGACGAUAUUUUGCAUCGAGCGGAUGUGUUGCUGCGUAAAUAUGAACACCUGGGGCCCCUGAAACAGUUAUCGGCAACUGUGAUCGGUGCACAGUCUAAGAAUAUGCAGUCAAAAUUGGUAUGAAUGUUGUUGCCGAACGUUAAGUUAUAGCCAUAAUCAACACGGAAUGGUGCUUGCAUAGCCAGUUUCUUGCCACGACAUGCUGCGUUUAAAAGUGCAUAAAGUAUUUCUUAUUUGCCUUUUUUAUAAGUGACCUCGAGUAGUUAACUAACUAAGAAAUACAACGAACUCGAGGUCACUGAUAAAAAAGGCAAAUAAGAAAUACUUUAUGCACUUUUAAACUCAGCAUAUUGCUUAACUUUAGUCCUUUCGUCGUAUAGCUCUUUGUCAGCCGGACUGUACGGGUAAUCAGCAAGCAUUCGCUCCUUAUGAGUUAAAUGUUUAUACAAUUUGAUGUCGGGCAGUAUCUGUUUGGGCAUUUUUAACACU